AUGAAAUCAGGCCAUCAACAUGGUGGAGUUGAAACUGCUCGAACAAAGGUCGUACUAACAUCAUUCUCAGCUAUGGUGGCUGAGACCACAACUUUCCCCAUAGACUUGAUCAAAACCAGGCUCCAACUGCAUGGCGAAUCACUUUCAUCGAGUCGUCCCACUAGUGCAUUUCGAGUUGGCUUGGGCAUUGUUCGUGAACAAGGUGCUGUUGGCCUUUACAGUGGCCUGUCUCCAGCAAUUAUUAGACACCUGUUCUAUACGCCUAUUCGAAUUGUUGGGUAUGAGCACCUGAGAAGUGUGGUUUCUGCUGAUAAUGGUUCGUUCUCUGUUGUUGGCAAGGCUGUAAUUGGUGGAACCUCUGGUGUCGUGGCUCAGGUUAUAGCCAGUCCUGGGGAUCUUGUGAAGGUGAGGAUGCAAGCAGAUGGUCAAAGGGUGAACCAAGGUCUUCAACAUCGGUAUUCGGGGCCAUUUGAUGCCCUGAACAAAAUUGUUCGAGCUGAAGGAUUUGGAGGACUGUGGAAGGGUGUUUUUCCUAACAUCCAAAGAGCCUUCCUAGUGAACAUGGGAGAACUAGCCUGUUAUGAUCAUGCUAAACAAUUUGUUAUUAGAAGUAGGAUAGCUGAUGAUAAUGUUUAUGCCCACACAUUAGCUUCCAUCAUGUCAGGUCUGGCUGCAACUUCUUUAAGUUGUCCAGCUGAUGUAGUGAAGACUAGAAUGAUGAAUCAAGCAGUCAAAAGGGAAGGGAAUGUUUUAUAUAAUAGCUCUUAUGAUUGCUUGGUAAAGACAGUAAAAGUUGAAGGAAUAAGGGCAUUGUGGAAAGGAUUCUUCCCCACAUGGGCAAGGCUUGGCCCAUGGCAAUUUGUGUUCUGGGUUUCCUAUGAAAAGUUUAGAAAAUUUGCAGGGCUGUCUUCUUUCUAA
Molecule: messenger RNA, 918 nt
Organism: Sphenostylis stenocarpa
Lineage: Eukaryota; Viridiplantae; Streptophyta; Magnoliopsida; Fabales; Fabaceae
Source: the annotation of a GenBank genome assembly